AUGCGAGCACGAAGCAUUUGCAAAGCCGAUCGCCUCGACCAGACCGACGAUCGCGAUGCCUGGAAUCGACUUAGUGGCAUAGCACUUGCCUGGUCGCUGGCCAUUUCCGUGGCUUUGGCAGCCCACUGUUCCCAGGGGGAACGGCGCCAGGACGACAAGCGGCUGCGACUAGAGCAUUUUCAAGGUUGGCAGUUUCUGAUGUGCUGCAUCAUCAUCUGGCACCAUUACUGCAACCCAAGUAUCUUUUCGCAAUUGGCAUAUUGCUCCGUGACGUUCUUCGUCUUCUUUUCGGGCGUCGUGACGCAGUACGCCUAUGUAGACAAGAUGUCUGGUGUCAACGCACACCUGCUUUCAUUCUACUUGCGACGAACCGCUCGAGUUCUUCCGAUGUAUUAUGGAAUUCACUUCCUGGUGUUGGCUUUGUCGGGCAAAUCCCUGGCAACCGACUUCCAGGACUCGGUCUUGAUGAUUUGCACUUGGCACGGGUCCUCUCCUGCCACAAAUUUUCCUGCAUGGACGGUCUGCGCGCUGGUGUGGUGCUGGUUGUUUGCUCCACUGCCUUCCCGCCUCCUGUGCUGCAUACGACAGCGUUUCGGGAGCAGCGUGCACUACCCGAUGGCCCUUUGGGGCUGUUUGAUGACGCUGGGCUUCUGCGACGAAGUGCAGCCUGGCACGUAG
Messenger RNA from Symbiodinium necroappetens, 678 nucleotides. The record is from the annotation of a GenBank genome assembly. Lineage: Eukaryota; Dinophyceae; Suessiales; Symbiodiniaceae.